Messenger RNA from Eutrema salsugineum, 2589 nucleotides. RefSeq names its product phosphate transporter PHO1 homolog 9. NCBI's taxonomy places the organism in Eukaryota, Viridiplantae, Streptophyta, Magnoliopsida, Brassicales, Brassicaceae. The transcript has 13 exons. The coding region runs from base 87 to 2459 and encodes 790 amino acids. Gene Ontology annotation, molecular function: inositol hexakisphosphate binding. The record is from RefSeq and is a predicted model, not a curated record. Gene Ontology annotation, biological process: cellular response to phosphate starvation; phosphate ion transport. Gene Ontology annotation, cellular component: trans-Golgi network; plasma membrane; Golgi apparatus.
UGUUCUUGCUAGAUUUCCCCGGAAAAAAAUCCAAUCUUUCCAGGAAAACGCAUACCAGAUCCAAAGGAGGAAAAAGUAAGGAAAAGAUGAAGUUUGGAAGAGAAUACGAAGCGCAGAUGAUCCAAGAAUGGCGAGAAGCCUACAUGGAUUAUCGUUCUCUCAAAUCCAUCGUCAAACAGAUCCUUCGUUAUCGUCUUCAAAAACAACAACGUCCUCCACGUCCUCCUCCGGCCGCCGGAGACACCGCUCCGCUCCAAUCCGACGGCGGAAAGGGAGGCAAAGGCGGAACCGGAGCAGCCGGACUAUCUCGGAGAGUCUCUCUCUACCGAGCAUUUAGCGGCCUCACGAACCGAGCCAAAGGCUCCCCCAAGAAAUCACACAAACACAACAAUCCUCUGAGCAGCAAACGCCACCAUUACCAUCUCUUCGAAGACGACGACGAGCAAGUCAUCUUGAUCAACGAAGACGAGACGGCCAGCUACACGACGACGUUUCUUAGCCCGGCAGAGGAAGGCGGAGAGAUGGAGGUUCAGUUUUUCCGGCGGCUAGACGGAGAGUUCAACAAGGUUUUGAGGUUUUACAAGCAGAAAGUGGAGAAUGUCAUGGAGGAAGCCGAUGAGCUUAGUAGACAAUUAAACGUUUUGAUUGCUCUUAGAGUUAAAGUUGAGAAUCCAAACGUUGAUUUUCCUCCUGACAUUAAUGGCGUCUCCAGUGGUCCUGCUUCUCCACAUACAACCACCAGGACUCCAGCAACUUCACCUUUGGAUGUGAUUAGAGAAAUGGAACAGACAGAAGAUAAGAAAGUGUUUAAACCUGCUCCAGUAGAAGUGUUGGAUCAUAUAAAGCUCAAGAUCGAACCCGAAACUCCAUUGACAACUCUUAAAUGCAUGAUCAUGGGUCUCACAAGUGAGCAAACCUUUAGCAAAUCCGAGCUUAAGAGAGCCGAGGAGCUUAUGAGCCGCGCUUUUGUUGAGUUCUACCAGAAACUUAGGUUCUUAAAGAGUUAUUGCUUCUUGAAUCAAUUGGCGUUUUCAAAGAUACUAAAGAAGUAUGACAAGACUACUUCGAGGAAUGCAUCGAAGCCUUACCUAAACACAGUGGACCAUUCUUAUCUAGGAAGCUGUGAUGAGGUCUCGAGGCUCAUGCCGAGAGUGGAGGCUACGUUUAUUAAGCAUUUCGCCAAUGGAAAUCACCGAGAAGGAAUGAAGUGUUUAAGGCCUAAAGCUAAGAGGGAGAAACACAGAAUCACAUACUUCCUCGGAUUUUUUUCGGGUUGUGCAGUGGCUCUUGCCAUUGCGAUAACAGUUCUUGUACAUAUAAGAGGCAUAACAAAGAGCGAGGGAAGGCAUCAGUACAUGGAGAACAUUUUCCCUCUUUACAGCUUGUUCGGGUUUGUUGCGGUUCAUUUGUUUAUAUAUGCAGCAGACAUAUUUUUCUGGAGUCGGUAUCGAGUAAAUUACCCGUUUAUCUUCGGGUUUGAGCAAGGGACUGAUCUCGGUUACAGAGAAGUUCUUCUACUAGGCUCUGGUCUAGCAGUUUUAACAUUCGGAGGAGUCAUCUCAAAUCUUGAUAUGGAAAUGGAUCCAAGAACCAAAAGUUUUAGUGUCAUCACCGAGCUUGUUCCUUUAGCUCUUUUCCUCUGCUUGAUGUUGACGCUAUUCUGUCCAUUCAAUAUAGUAUAUCGGUCAAGCCGAUAUUUCUUGAUCGGAUGUUUCUUCCGUUGUCUUUUAAGCCCACUCUACAAGGUUAUUCUCCCGGACUUCUUCCUCGCAGAUCAAUUGACAAGUCAGGUGCAAACAUUCAGAAGCAUGUUGUUUUAUGUUUGUUACUAUGGAUGGGGUGGAGAUUUCAAGAAACGAACACACACAUGCUAUGAGAGUGAAAUUUACAAAGAACUCUACCUCGCCGUUGCCAUUAUUCCUUACUGGUUCCGCCUCGCUCAAUGUAUAAGGAGGUUAGUUGAGGAGAAAGACAAAAUGCACGGCCUAAACGGGCUAAAGUAUCUGUCGACUAUAUUGGCGGUUGUGGCUAGGACAAUCUUCGAGACCAAGAGAGGGACUUACUGGCUUACGGUGGCUGUAACCACGUCGAGCAUUGCCACAUUGUUCAAUACUUAUUGGGACAUUUUCAAGGAUUGGGGUCUCAUGAACCGCAACUCCAAGAACCCCUGGCUUCGUGACAAAUUAUUAGUCCCUUACAAAAGCAUAUACUUCAUUGUCAUGGUGGUGAAUGUGGUGCUGAGGCUGGCGUGGAUGCAGACAGUUCUUGGGAUUAAAGAAGCUCCAUUUUUGCACCAAAGAGCUUUGGUUGCUGUUAUUGCCAGUUUAGAGAUUGUUCGUCGUGGCAUUUGGAACUUCUUCAGGUUGGAGAAUGAGCAUUUGAACAAUGUUGGGAAAUACAGAGCCUUCAAGUCUGUACCUUUGCCUUUUCAAGAACUUGGAGGAAGCAAGAGCGUGUAAAUUUGUUUAAAUUAAUUUGGAUUAAUUUCUUGAUCAUAUAUCAUAUGUAAAUUGAUUUUUUCCAAAUUUUCAGCAAAUACAUUUUUAAAAAUAUUUUUUGGUCUUUAAUUUGUGAAUGUAAUAUAGCAUU